Messenger RNA from Aspergillus pseudotamarii, 1098 nucleotides. RefSeq lists its product as uncharacterized. The transcript is spliced from 2 exons. NCBI's taxonomy places the organism in Eukaryota, Fungi, Ascomycota, Eurotiomycetes, Eurotiales, Aspergillaceae. Bases 1 to 1098 code for a protein of 365 amino acids. The record is from RefSeq and is a predicted model, not a curated record.
AUGUUCUUAGCGACGCGUCAGUGGCUUCUUCUGGCAACAGCCGUGAGUCUUGUGCUGUUCCUGUGGUAUACCCAGCGGAUGUUGCUAUCUCAAGACCGAGAGACUUCGACGGUCUCGCUGCUAGCCCCGACACUGACACCGACACCAACACCAACACCAGCUCAGCUGGUCUCAACUACGCCUCAAUCUCCCGUACAGAGUGCAGGAAACAGCACCUUAGGUUUUCAAUCCAUCCUCACACUUUCCACUGGUCCUUCAUGGAGAACACGAGGAUUACUAGCGGCGGCAAGCCUUACGGGGUUGGAGAUCCAGAUUCCACCUCAGCCGCCGAUCAAUCCCACUCUUGUUCAUGCUUUCGAGCACCUAGGGCCUGACGAUGUCGAACACCCAAGCCAUGGUGCAAGUGUCGCCUGGCUGGCGCAUCUUGAUUUAAUAAAACACACCAUCCAAGCGAACCUAGACACAGUCCUUAUCAUCGAAGACGACGUAGACUGGGACGUGUCAAUCCGGUCGCAGAUGGUGCAAAUCGCGGACAGUGUACGCAACCUAACCCAUAUCGACAAUCUUGAUCAGGAUACCGCACCUUACGGUCGAGACUGGGAGGUCCUCUGGAUCGGCCAUUGCGGCGAGUACUGGGAAGAGCAGUUCGAAACGAUUCUAUAUGACGAUCCAACUGCGUGCCCACACAGCGACUAUUUCGGCUGGGCAAAGCCGUAUAUUGACCGUUUGCCGGAUCGCCAACGCGCCAUAUACCGCUCAGUUAAUCCCGUCUGUUCGUUUGCAUAUGCCCUAUCCCGAGAGGGCUCUCGGAAAGUAGUAGAACUGUUGGGCGGGGCGCAAGACGAGGCUUUCGAUGUGAGUAUGAUGCAUGCUUGUAAGGCGGGUCAACUCAAAUGUAUUUCGGUUGUGCCCGAGGUUGUUCAUCAGUAUUUUCCGGCCCAGUCGUUUGGCGUGAAAAGUGCUGUGGAUAUUGGCAAUGGUCAAACGCCGGGUCCCGAGGAAGCAGAAUUUGAACAUGUAAUGGGCUCGACGGAGAACAUCCUUGAAAGUGCCCGCUGCCGUGCGUUAUGGGGCCAACGGUGCUUGAGGAAGCAGUGA